This is a messenger RNA of Aspergillus candidus, 402 nucleotides long. RefSeq names its product L30e-like protein. Lineage: Eukaryota; Fungi; Ascomycota; Eurotiomycetes; Eurotiales; Aspergillaceae. Gene Ontology annotation, cellular component: nucleolus. The record is from RefSeq and is a predicted model, not a curated record. The coding region runs from base 1 to 402 and encodes 133 amino acids. Gene Ontology annotation, molecular function: RNA binding. The transcript has 3 exons.
AUGGAUCCAGUUUCCCUUCCCACUCUCUCGCCCACGGCGGACCCCUCGCUCACAGAGGAGAUCCUCGACGUGCUCCAGCAAGCCGUUCAAGCGCAGCAAGCCAAGAAAGGCGUCAACGAAACAACCAAGUCCGUCGAGCGCGAAUUAUCCGAGAUCGUGAUCGUAGCGGCUGACACCUUCCCUAUUGCAAUCGUCAUGCAUCUUCCUAUGCUCUGCCAGAUGAAGAAGAUCGCUUGCGUUUUUGUCCCCAGUAAGGCUGAGCUGGGUGAGGCGUGUGGGCUGGGUAGGUCUGUGAUCGCGGCUACUAUUAUUGCGGGGGGAGAGAUUGCGGGAGAAGAGAGUGGGUUGGCUGCGCGGAUUGAGCGGCUUAAGGAGAAGAUCCAGGAUAUUGGUGUUGAAUGA